Molecule: messenger RNA, 1981 nt
Organism: Exophiala mesophila
Lineage: Eukaryota; Fungi; Ascomycota; Eurotiomycetes; Chaetothyriales; Herpotrichiellaceae
Exons: 4
Coding region: 251-1453 (400 amino acids)
Biological process (GO): tubulin complex assembly; post-chaperonin tubulin folding pathway
Cellular component (GO): cytoplasm
Molecular function (GO): tubulin binding
Source: RefSeq, a predicted model, not a curated record
CGUAAACUGGAAAUACUUACUGUAGACUCCGUACUUGGUGGCUCGUCAACAUGUACAUCACCACCAACCAACGAAUCGCCCGCGACCAUCAAGGAAGCUCUCCUUCUUUUUCUCACUACUACUGAUAGACACUUGCACACUCAAGCACCCUUGAAUCAUUGAAAACAACCCCUCCUCUUCGCCACCUACUCAUCUCUUUCUUCACAUCGCUACUACCACAUUUGGUCAAAAAUCUUAUACCGGCUUCAACAUGGCAUCACAAGACCCUCCCUCACAGCAGGUCAAUGAGAUCUCCCACCAACAACGCUUCUUUCACUACUUCCAGCAAGAACUCACAGCCCUACAAGAACAGAUGGACCGUCUGGGAGACACCGCUCUCAUCGGAGGCGAGAGAUCAGACGCCACAGACCACUGCCUUGCAGGCAUCACGCGACUCUCGAGCGAGGUCAAAGACGCCUCAGGCUAUCUUCCUGCCUAUGACCAGAGAACAUACGCUGAGGCCAUCAAAGCCCUGCAAGAAAGACUGGAGGAAACCAAAAAGACAUUUGCCCCAAAGCCAAAGUUUUCAUUCAAAUCUACCCACAAGAGUCCCUCCGCUCUGUCGUUAAGUGACGCUGCAGAAAUGGCGGAGCAGAAACGACGCACUAUUCCUGGUUACCUCUCGCCCGGUUCUCAAACCUCUCCUAGUUCCUCUUUUGUCAACACCCCCGGCGAUACUGGCACACCCCCCAAUGAUACGUCGUCACCCCACCAGAACAGAUUAUCUGGAGACAACGACGACAACGACGACCAUGAUGAGGCCCAUUUGUCAAUGGGUGGCCAGGACCGUCCUUCGCUCUCAACCACAGCCACGUCUGUCUCCAUUUCUAACCAGUCGAAUACACAUAUCAUCCUUCCAUCCUCGGCUCCCCACGCACAAACGCCCUGUUCCCUUCGACGACUUUCCAACGUCGUUCUUGAUCUCUCAGUCCCCAGUGCCGUGGCCAGGCCAUUUGCGAGCCUCACCAUCAACUCUGCCCACUCGUCCCUUCUAGUUUGUGGCUCCGUCACAGGUCCAGCCCACAUCACAGGCCUAAAAAAGACGAUUCUCGUCAUCAAUUGCCAGCAAUUCCGCAUGCACCAGUGUCAGGACGUUGAUGUCUAUCUCCGCGUGUCCAGCCGGCCCAUCAUUGAGGAUUGCCGGGGGAUUCGUUUCGCACCCUUCCCCAAAUUCUACACGGAUCUCCUGGCCUCGUCCUCCACCUCGGCCAAUGCCUCCAGCCCGUCCGAGCUGCCCAACUUAUGGAAUCAGGUAGAUGAUUUUAAAUGGAUCAAAGCCGACCCAUCCCCCAACUGGUCCAUUCUCCCCAGCUCUGACCUUGUCCCUGACAAGACUUGGCGCGAAAUAGUGCCUGGCGGGCCUGGCUGGACUGUCGCCACCAUCCUCAAAGCUGUUGGCCUAGGCACCUCAUGAUCGGUUCACCAUAUCCAGCAUCUACCAUAUGUACAACUCUCAGUAGACCCAGGUCCAUUUGCUGGUCAGCACUACGAAUGAUUGACGAUUUUUCCAACCCCCAAAAGGCCAGAAAAUCGUGGAUUCAAACAAUUGGUGUCCACGCGUCGUCUAGGCACUGGAAGACUGAUGAGAAAACUAUUGAUACAAAUAUCUACCUAUGAGGCAUACAAGGACAGACUGGGAUGCCGAAGUCGUCAGCAUGCUACGAUUGUGGCAUGGAACAGUCUCGACAAGGGCCAGUGGCCUUAUGUGUAGUCCCCUGCUUCCAGCCAGACAUCCAACAUGCUUGAGCCGAAGGCCCCGCGUCCACCGGCUCUGGCGGGUGAGCUUCUACCACGUAAUCCAUGAUUCGAGACAUUCGCAGAACGGCGAGCUGGGUGUUUCUAAGCAUUCCAAGGCCCCGGGACUCAAUGCGUCGUCCCUGGCAUCCGGGUUCCAGACCAACACUCGAACCCGGUACCGCCCAUUUCGCCGUAUCCGUCUUCU